Messenger RNA from Rhinolophus ferrumequinum (greater horseshoe bat), 1538 nucleotides. RefSeq names its product acyl-CoA thioesterase 8 (gene ACOT8). The transcript is spliced from 6 exons. Gene Ontology annotation, cellular component: peroxisomal matrix. NCBI's taxonomy places the organism in Eukaryota, Metazoa, Chordata, Mammalia, Chiroptera, Rhinolophidae. The coding region runs from base 103 to 1047 and encodes 314 amino acids. The record is from RefSeq and is a predicted model, not a curated record. Gene Ontology annotation, biological process: acyl-CoA metabolic process; fatty acid catabolic process. Gene Ontology annotation, molecular function: fatty acyl-CoA hydrolase activity.
UGGCCCGCAUCCUUCUUUGGGGCAGAGGUUCCUGAUCUCGACUGCCGCCAUCCUGUAGCCUCCUGUUCAUAGCUUCCUGGACGAGGAUGGGCUCUGCGCUUGAUGCAGGCUCUGCCACGAUUGGGAGAGAACUUGUCCCUGACAGACCUGUCCUCGCUGUCCCGGCUUUCUCUCUUCUUCACGCCGGGUCUGUGCAGCCCCAACCCUACGAGAGGAAGGCAUUACUGGAUACCCACAACCCAGCGGUUGUUUGGGGGUCAGAUCGUGGGACAGGCCCUGGUGGCUGCGGCCAAGUCUGUGAGUGAAGACGUUCACGUGCACUCCUUGCACUGCUAUUUUGUCCGGGCAGGGGACCCAAAGGUGCCAGUUUUGUACCAGGUGGAGCGGACGCGAACAGGGACGAGUUUCUCGGUGCGCUCCGUGAAGGCCGUGCAACAUGGCAAGCCCAUCUUCGUCUGCCAGGCGUCCUUCCAGCAGGCCCAGCCCAGCCCUGUGCAGCACCAGUGCUCCAUGCCCGCUGUGCCCCCACCGGAAGAGCUGCUCGACCACGAGGCCCUCAUUGCUCAGUAUUUAAGGGACCCUAACCUUCACGAGAAGUACCGAGUGGGGCUGAACCGAAUUGCUGCCCAGGAGGUGCCCAUUGAGAUCAAAAUGGUAAACCCACCCACUCUGAACAAGCUGCAGAACAGGGAGCCCAAUCAGAUGUUCUGGGUGCGAGCCCGAGGUCAUAUUGGGGAGGGCGACAUCAAGAUGCAUUGCUGCGUGGCUGCCUACAUCUCGGACUAUGCCUUCCUGGGCACGGCGCUGCUGCCCCACCACUACCAGCAUAAGGUGUGCUUCAUGGCCUCCUUGGACCACUCCAUGUGGUUCCACGCCCCCUUCCGAGCUGACCACUGGAUGCUCUAUGAGUGCAAGAGCCCCUGGGCUGGUGGCUCCCGGGCGCUGGUACAUGGGCAGCUGUGGCGUCGGGACGGGGUCCUGGCUGUGUCCUGUUCCCAGGAGGGCGUGAUCCGAGUGAAGCCCCGGGUCUCAGAGAGCAAGCUGUAGCCAGAGGUACCAGCUUGGCCUGGGGCUUCAUGGAUCUCCCUUUUCCCUCUACUCCCGAGGCAGGAGUCACAGUGAGGGCUGGGCCUCUGUCCCUCACAUCCAAUAAAGAGACUGAUGCCACUGGAGCUGCUGGCCUUUAAUUCUCCUGGGCCAGAACUGCAGCCCUCCCUCCAGCCAUCAACCAGAGUCAGAGCCCCUGGCCCUUCGGCCAGGCUGCCUCGCUGGCUUGGAGGCCCAAGGGAAAGGGAACACUGACCUCGACCUGGAGCAGAGCCCCCAGCUGUUCAUAAGCUGAAGAGGCUGUAUCAGACUCCCUCCCUGCACUGUACCAGACAUCCCCAGCCAAGGCUGGUCCUGAGCCUGGCUCAACAGGAGAACCAUGUUUCCUGCGUCUGCUACAAAUUCUUUGGAGAACUUCUAGGGAUUCCCAGCACCCCCUACAGCUUCCCAACUGCUGUCCGGGUCCUCGUCAGCACCCAAGCCCACCCCCU